AUGGCGGCGUCCGCUGCUGUCCGGUCGAGCAUGGGGCUGACUUUCAAACUUUCUCGAGUUAUACCGGACUGUAGCACAUGUCCUCUCGGCAGGUUAAAGAGCUGUGUUAGCGGCGUGUCUAAUCCACAAAGGAGGGGUUCUUUUGAUAGCUUCCGGACCAUAAAUCGACACUUGCAGACGAGUAUAGGUCUCAACCACAGCGAGGAGGGGAGCUCCGGUGCGGAGGACGCAGAGGAUGUGGUGAAUGUGGUGUAUAUAGAUCGGUCUGGCCAGAGGAUCCCAGUUAAGGCCAAAGUGGGAGAUAAUGUCUUGUAUCUGGCUCACAAGCAUGGAAUUGACUUAGAAGGAGCUUGUGAGGCAUCACUGGCCUGCUCAACAUGUCAGGUCUACGUGAGUGAUGCCCAUUUUAACAAACUGCCAGAACCUGAGGAGAGGGAGGAUGACAUGCUGGACAUGGCGCCCAUGCUUCAGGAGAACUCCCGGCUGGGUUGCCAGAUCAUUCUCACUCCAGAGCUUGACGGCAUUGAGUUCACCUUGCCCAAAGUCACCAGGAACUUCUACGUGGAUGGGCAUGUCCCGAAACCUCACUGAGACGAGGCGCAGAGGAUGAAGAGGGGGAUUGGAGGAAAAUGAGAGGGUGUCUCUGCACUGCCCCUCCAAUGAGCGGAAGCGGCUACAAAGAGAUGCACGGCUAGGAUAGCAAAGUCCGUAGCAACUCCCAAGACGUCUUGCAGAUUGAGAAAUUCCACAGUUAACCAAUGACAGGACAAGCCUGCAAAGGAGAUUGGGCAGAGUCAGGCACAAUAUGAGCGAAGGUGAAAUUAAUGGUUACCUCCAAAAAACAAACAAAGAAACUGUGAUGGUUUAACUGACAAUGUAUUUAUUUAUGUGGAGGGUUCUCAGACCAGCACUUCCAUGCCAUUUAAUCUACAAGCUGUUCUUUGCUAAAACUAAGACAGUUUAAGAGACAUCUCAUGUUUGUUUUGUACAUCGCAGAGCAAGUUUUAACAAAGUUCAUCUUUGUGCCGUUAAAUGGACCAUUCCUUGUUACAGCUCACAUACGCACAAGUAUCACAAGACGAUGUUCUUAAGUCAUUUCAUCAUUGCCACUCUGAUUUACUUAUCAGACAUUGUAUGCAUAGUAUUUACUUUCAUUUGUAUGUACCAAGCUCAUUUGUAGGUGUUGUGAUGGCUUGUCAAAAAGUACCCACUGACUAUAGUUCACCUUAAAUCAUAAACCUCAAAAUAGUUUCCUUCUAGAUGGCACUGAAUUGAGAAACAGAGGAAGCAGCUCAAUAAUGAAGUGUAUUUGAAAGACACUUGCUUGCAGCUUAAAGAGGGAGCUCUUAAAUAAAUCGGAAUUUAGACGAUUGAAACUUAGAUUUUAUUCACUAUAAACAUUUGAAAACAUUUUCAGGUGAAUUGUGUUUCAAAUAUCAGAUGUGAAGUGCAUUUUAAAGUACUUCCUCUGCUGCCACUGGUUAAGACUUGAUUAGCUGAUAUGGUUCAGAUGUGCAUUGAUCCGGAGUAGGAUGGAGGUGGAGACGAGUGUCUUUUGAAGCUGGUGGGCUUCAUGUUACCAUGGAAUGAGUUCACCACAGCUGUAUCCUUUACUUGUUAAGUCUACUGUACUUGUCCAAUUUACGCACAAAUAUAAGUGAAUUGUGUAAUGUCUUACAAAUGACAAAUAUUUAAAGUUGUGCAAUAAAAUCAGU
Chelmon rostratus (copperband butterflyfish) is the source of this 1715-nucleotide messenger RNA. It is a transcript of the gene fdx2, whose product is annotated as ferredoxin 2. The transcript has 5 exons. The record is from RefSeq and is a predicted model, not a curated record. Gene Ontology annotation, cellular component: mitochondrion. Bases 1 to 591 code for a protein of 196 amino acids. Gene Ontology annotation, molecular function: 2 iron, 2 sulfur cluster binding. Gene Ontology annotation, biological process: P450-containing electron transport chain; positive regulation of oxidoreductase activity. Lineage: Eukaryota; Metazoa; Chordata; Actinopteri; Chaetodontiformes; Chaetodontidae.